AUGGUGUCAGCCGUUCAGAAAGAAAGAAGCUUCAUCCUCGGCUUCUCCAGCGCAAAUUUUACAAUCUGGCCAGCUUGGGAGCUCGAAGUUGCAUUAGCUGACGAAGGCGACUGCAUUCGUGAGCAAGCGUGGCUUGUCCGGCAAGGGCCUGCGAGCCCCUCGUUCCGGCUGUGCAAGCAAAUGGCUGCCAACGAUGAGAUCCAACCUACUGGCCCUAAUCAACCAGCCGCACAUGUGGUGGGAACUUCCUUUGUUCAACAGUACUAUUCAAUCCUGUGCCAUAACACGCACCAUCUGCAUCGCUUCUACACUGAUGCCAGCAGCUUCACCCGGGCUGAGGCAGGGCCUGAAGGAGAAGAUCAGAUUGACACGGUCAUCGGCCAAAAGGCAAUUCACGCCAAAGUGAGCUCCGUAGACUACAGAGAAGCCAAAGCGGAGAUUCGCUCUGUGGAGUCCCAGUAUUCUCUGAAUGGCGGCGUCAUCGUCCUGGUCACCGGGUCCCUCUUCACCAAAGCCCAGGCCAAGCGCCGCUUUGUUCACACUUUCUUCCUGGCGCCCCAAGAGACUGGCUACUUUGUCCUGAACGAUAUCCUGAGGUUCCUGGUGGAGGAAAGCGAGGCAGCGAAGACCGCUUCCACUACGGCAUCUGCUGCAACCCCUCACCUCGCAAAUGGGGUACAGGAAGCAGGACCUGAGGAUGAGUUGGAGCCGGACAAUGAACCGGAUGCAGAGCAAGUGACUGAGCUUGUGAAGGAUGACGAGCCUGAGGAGGUUAUGGAGUCCCCCCCUCCAGUGGCCAAGCCCAAGGAGGUGCCCCCCCCGCCAGCUGAGGAAGAAGCAAUGGAGACCGCGGCAGAGGACGAGGAGCCAGCUGCUGAGAAGGCGCCGACCGACGCGCUUGCACCUGAGCCUGAGGAGCAGGCCGCCGAGAAGGGGGCAGCAGCAGCAGCCGAGACUGGCCCUAUGGAGGUGGACCCCGAGCCAGCACAAGAGGACGACAAGCCCAAAGCGCCCCUGACGUAUGCACAAACACUGAGGCUGCGGGAGAAGGAGGCCGCCAUGCGCGCCGCACCUGCGCAGGCGGCGGCCGCUGAGAAGGCGCGUGCGCAGGCCCCCGCUCCUGUGGAGGGCGCACCGACCGCUCCAGUCUCAGCACCGGCGCCGCCAGAACACGCAGAAGAGGUGCCCGACUAUGUUGAACGGGACUCCCGCUCCAUCUUCGUUAAGAACCUGCCGCCCAGCGCGGAGCCGGACUUCAUGCAGAGGUGUUUCAGCCAGUUUGGGGUGCUCAAGGCAAACGGGAUCAGCAUCAAGAGGAAAGAGUCGAGUACCUUUGCAUUCCUGGAGUUUGAGGAUCAAGCAUCUGCGCAAAGAGCCGUUGAGUCUUCGCCGGUCGACUUUGAAGGCGCUCACAUGUACAUCGAGCAGAAGCACUCCGGCCCCAACCGAGGUGGUCGCGGCGGUCGGGGCGGGCCAGGCGGCCGGGGGAGUGACCGGCCAUACAGCCGUGACCGUCAGCAGGGGCCCCGCGGUCCUGGGGGGUACAGUUCUGGUCGGGAAGGGGGGAGAGGAGGCGGUCGGGGAGGCCCCCCGGGGGAGAGGCAUGAGAUGGGCGGGAGGGGCCGAGGUCCUGGACCGCAGGGAGGGCAUUUGGGGCGGUCAGGCAGCCUAGAGGGGGGCCGCAGCAGCAGCCGAGGGCCAGCGGAUUCGCAAGGGGGCAACCGACCACCGCGUAGAGGGGGCGGAGGAGGCAGCGGGGGCCCUCCUGCGCCGAGGACGGGGGGGCCGGCUGCUGCGGCAGGGGGGAUGGGACGAGGCGGGAGUCAACCAACAGAAGCUUCUGCAUAGGAGUGGAGGUGGCUGAGGCGUUGUGGGGAGCGUGCGGACGAGUUUGGCAAAAGUGGCGGGGUGCUAUGUUUCUUGGUAUCCGGCAUUGGAUGGAAAGUGGAGAAGAAACCGUUGUUUGCGAGGGGGCGCGAGAAGGUGAAGCUCGAGCGGAUGUAUCUGGCAGGGUUGCUUGCAAACGAUCCCACUUGAUUGUCAGCUUCUGGAAAUUACCCCGGCUGCUCGCUUGGGGGGGUCUUUGUCUGGAGUCAUACCCUCUCUUCGGGUGAGGGGUAACAGUGAUUGUACCGUUUCUGAGCGAGCGGGAUUGCUGCUUUGAGGAAGAGCAGAAGAAGCAUCCUUCAGGCUUUUGUCCGGAGGCACUGUAAGGGAAUGUCUGAGAGUUGUUGAGCAAGUUUUGCGAAGCCGUAUUGAGGGGAGUUUAAACGUGUAAGUUUAGAUAGUUGCUGCCGCCCAUGGGUAAGUGGGUCAGAGUCAAGCAAGAUCAGGUUCCAAGUGUGGCUGGCAAAGCAGAUUGGUCACCACGAGGGAAAUUAUUGGAGAAUAGCAACACAUGCCCUUUAUAGAAUGACAUUGAUAGUGACUGGCCCUGCGAGCACAACCUGUGUUUAACAUAGUUUUGUAUAGACCAAUUGGUGAUGACCAGUCAUCAGCGGUGCCGUUAAGAAUAUCGAUCAUCUCAGUGACUUGAGUGACCAACUUAUUGUGUUGAUCGGGCCCCAGAGCCUAGGAAGGUUCAUAGAUGUAUGUCUCAGUGGCAU
Messenger RNA from Klebsormidium nitens, 2606 nucleotides. The record is from the annotation of a GenBank genome assembly. NCBI's taxonomy places the organism in Eukaryota, Viridiplantae, Streptophyta, Klebsormidiophyceae, Klebsormidiales, Klebsormidiaceae.